GGGAUAGCAAAAUAUGUGUUAUCAGACGAUUGUUUCUAAGUUGCAGAAAAUAGUGUGAAAAAAACAACGUGAAAAGAUCCACACGAGAGGCUCGCUUAAUAGAAGAUGCCUGGUUGCAGAUGGAUAAUAAUAUUAUCUAUACUCACAAAACGUGGUGUUCGAAGAGAAUGGAACGAAGGAUCCUAUGACAUUUGAACAACAGCAAGGCAUAACGGAACAGUAGGACGUUGCUACCAAUGGGUGUCAACGUGGGUGACUGCAACAGACCCCGCCUGUCGAUAUGAAGCCGUCCACACUUCUGGAAUUUUUGGGCGGUUGAGCACGGAGGCAACCACCUCUUCUCCAGAUUUGAAGAAAUGGAAGAUCGCAACGUCGAAUAUGCUGCCUUGAAGUUGCACCUCAGGUCAGAUGUUCCUGUGUUCCUGCACCAACGUGUUUUAUUUAUUCCAGUCGCCUCUGCAGUAAUGAACCGCAUAGGGCUUGGAAUUCAAUGUAAUAUUGUCUGUAAUAAUGUAAUAUUCAGAGACAAUGAUACACCCAAUUAUGUUUUAAUUUAUCAC
Messenger RNA from Gryllus bimaculatus (two-spotted cricket), 560 nucleotides. Lineage: Eukaryota; Metazoa; Arthropoda; Insecta; Orthoptera; Gryllidae. The record is from the annotation of a GenBank genome assembly.